Messenger RNA from Calidris pugnax (ruff), 3332 nucleotides. RefSeq names its product DDB1 and CUL4 associated factor 7 (gene DCAF7). The transcript has 7 exons. NCBI's taxonomy places the organism in Eukaryota, Metazoa, Chordata, Aves, Charadriiformes, Scolopacidae. Gene Ontology annotation, molecular function: protein binding. The record is from RefSeq and is a predicted model, not a curated record. Gene Ontology annotation, cellular component: nucleus. The coding region runs from base 297 to 1325 and encodes 342 amino acids.
GCGUGGCUUCCGUUCCCGUUGUGUGAGGGGCCGAAUCCCAAACGGCCUCCGCGCUGCUCCCGUUGCCGCCGGGGUCUGGAGCCGGGCCUGGGGGCGCGGUGCCGUCCUGCGGCCUCCCCCGCUCCCCGCCACCUCCGCGGCCCCGCUCCUCCACCUCUUCCCCGCCCCGCUCCUCCAUCCCGUUCCCUUCAGUCGGGCCCAUCGCUCCCUUCCCAGCCCAGCCCGGGGCUCCCCUCGGCCAAACCCGCUGCCCCCUCCUCAGCCCCGCCGCUGCCCGGGGCCCCCUCAGCCGAGCCAUGUCGCUGCACGGGAAGCGGAAGGAGAUCUACAAAUAUGAAGCGCCUUGGACCGUGUACGCCAUGAACUGGAGCGUCCGGCCGGACAAGCGGUUCCGUCUGGCGCUGGGAAGCUUCGUGGAGGAGUAUAACAACAAGGUUCAGCUUGUUGGUUUGGACGAAGAGAGCUCAGAAUUCAUUUGCAGGAACACCUUUGAUCACCCCUACCCUACCACGAAGCUUAUGUGGAUCCCAGACACCAAGGGAGUUUAUCCAGACCUGUUGGCAACCAGUGGUGACUAUCUGCGCGUGUGGAGAGUGGGUGAAACAGAGACCCGGCUGGAGUGUUUGCUGAACAAUAACAAGAACUCUGAUUUCUGUGCUCCACUAACAUCGUUUGACUGGAAUGAAGUGGAUCCUUACCUUCUAGGUACCUCUAGUAUCGACACAACCUGCACUAUUUGGGGUCUGGAGACAGGACAGGUUCUGGGAAGAGUAAAUCUGGUCUCUGGCCAUGUGAAGACCCAGCUUAUUGCACAUGACAAAGAGGUGUAUGACAUAGCAUUUAGCCGAGCUGGUGGUGGGAGAGAUAUGUUUGCUUCGGUGGGCGCAGACGGCUCGGUGAGGAUGUUUGAUCUCCGUCACCUGGAGCACAGCACCAUCAUCUACGAGGACCCACAGCACCACCCCUUGCUGCGUCUCUGCUGGAAUAAGCAGGAUCCCAACUAUCUUGCUACAAUGGCCAUGGAUGGCAUGGAGGUUGUGAUUCUAGAUGUCAGAGUUCCCUGCACUCCAGUUGCCAGGUUAAACAACCACAGAGCAUGUGUCAAUGGAAUUGCUUGGGCACCUCAUUCGUCCUGCCACAUUUGUACAGCAGCGGAUGACCAUCAGGCUCUCAUCUGGGACAUCCAGCAGAUGCCUCGUGCCAUUGAGGACCCCAUCCUGGCUUACACAGCGGAGGGAGAGAUCAACAAUGUACAGUGGGCAUCCACUCAGCCAGACUGGAUAGCUAUCUGCUACAACAACUGCCUGGAGAUUUUGAGAGUGUAACUUUACUGCUUCAUGCCACAGUGAGGCAGGGCUGUAUAAUUUCCCUUCCCCUCUAAAGUAAGAACAAUACAAGUGGCCAGUAUCUGUUGUUGCUUUGCAUCUACUGUUACAAGGAACUGUUACGAGAAUCAAUGGCAGGUGUCUCCUGUCUCUCCAAGACUCUAAAAUGCAGAGACGUGCUGAGCCUCUUGGACCUUCUGGGUUCUGGUUUUCUUUUUAUUUUUUUUUUCCUCAGUUAAAGUUCUGUAUAUUUGUUUGUUGACUGUAUUAAUAAGCUUGCAGGCGCUUAAGUUGCUGCAUAUGUCCAUGUGUUUGUCAGCCAGGCGAGGCAGCACACCCAACUAGUUUAAUAGAUGUGCAAAACAAGGUGGGGAAAAAGACAUUGAUUUAACAGCCACCUUGGCAGGAAUCUUUAUCAUUCCUGUUGUUGCUGCCUCUAAACUGUUUAAACAUUUGUAUGUUUUUUAUAUAUUGGGCUAACUUUCUAUUGAGUAAGGUUUUUCUCCCUAAUUCUUACUUUUGAUAUGUGAUCCACUUCCAUAUGCCCAAAACAGGAUCUGUUCAUUGAUACGAAUCACACAACGCCGCAGGCUCCCUGGCAGAAAAGGCCUGCCAGAAUUAACUGUUGCCUUGCCCCUCUAUACCUGGUUACCUGGGCAGAAUUUUCUGGUGCUGUGAAGUACAAGUACUUGUUGCACAAUUUCUUUACACUUUUUCUGAUGCUAGAGGCAGUUGUUACUAUGGUAGGCCUUAUUUUUAAAUUCUAACUGAAUUUGCAUGUAUCCUGCAGUUGUGUUAGCUGACAGAAUGGCAACAGGUUUCAGAAAGAAGAUACGUGCAUAACUUAAGCUCCCAGGAGAUUAAUGGCUCCUGAAAAAAUGUGAUUUGUAAUGGACUUGGGAUUUAUACUUCCAAUCAAAUUAUUUCCCUUCAGAAAACUUACUGUCUAAACCAAAAUAAAACGGUUUCACACCCUGUAGCUUGCUUGAUUGGCCAAUAAUACAAGCAAGAUUUUGUGGUUAGCCUGUACCUUGGAGCUUCUUUGCCUUUGGCCUGUGUUCCUGGGAAUUCUUGAAAGGAGUGACAAGCAAUCUUUUUUUCUGAAGUGUAUUUGCUUUGUACUGUCAGGUCUUGUUGGAUGAGUGAGAUGAGUUGGAAAAGCUGGUCCACUAUCCACAUGAAAGCUGUUUCUCUGGAAGAAAUGAUUCCCUAAUGUCAUGUGCAACGAUGGGUUUAAAAGGAAAGAAACGGUGCCACAGAGGCUAAGGUUUGGUGCUUGUCAUCCUCAUACCUUUUGGGGAUGUGCCCAGGGGCUUCUAUUUCUGUUUGGAAUCGUGCAUCGCUCUACAGUAGUACUUCUCAAUCAAAGCUGAGUGGAUUAGGCAAGAUAAAAAUCUUCAAUAACAGCUACUCAGCUGAACGCUCCGCAGAACUCUCCCAAUGAAGACAUGACAAGCAGAGCUGGUCUGUAAAGGGAAUACCAGCUGAGUUCUGAUGUAAGUGUCAGAAACUAUCAAAAUUGUCUUUCCACCUAAUGAGUAUUCACCUGCAACUGGAGGCAGCAUUAUAAAUAGCAGGCAAACUCAAAUCUUGUCAGUUUAUGCAGGAAAGGCAGGUUGGGAAAAGCGAUUGCUGUGAAGCAGCGAAGCUGACACUGAAAGCCCUGUCAAAUACAGAACAGGAUUUGAAAAGUUUUUGUCAUUCUGGACAUAGAGAAAUAUUCUUCUACACGCGGCUUCUCAACAUGGAGCUCAGAAAAGCACUGCCUUGUGAAUCUGAUAGGAAUUCAUUAGGGACAGCUUUAUUCCAUCACUCCUUUUAAUAUCAGAGAUCCGAGAGACUCUAAUGCAAUUCGAGCUCAUGUUUUGUCAAUGGCAUUCUGUGUUCAGUUGUGGGAUUUUUGACAGAAAGCUUGAUUUGACUUGAAGGUCAGUUUUUCUUGUUAGCAGCAGUGCUGGGAGUAGGGUGUUCCACAGACACAUCUGAUCUAGAUGUCAGAACAAAACG